Benincasa hispida (wax gourd) is the source of this 2086-nucleotide messenger RNA. NCBI's taxonomy places the organism in Eukaryota, Viridiplantae, Streptophyta, Magnoliopsida, Cucurbitales, Cucurbitaceae. The record is from RefSeq and is a predicted model, not a curated record.
UUACCUCAGUUCCCAUUGAGAACUGGUUCGACUCAGGAAUCAGUAGAGAUGGCUGGAAAUUUUGGCUUUGAUCCUCACCUACUGCUUGUCGGGAAGGUACAUCUUGACAUUGAUCGCCUUCCAAGAGUUUGCAAUCUUCAAAACUCUUAGACAUACAAUUUCCAAUUUAAUCUGAUUCAAGUUCCUGUACUUUCUAAAUUUGACAUGAAUCUCAAGCUUUCAUGUGAAGAAUAUCCCAAAAUUUGCUCUGGUGUAUGAGCUUUUCUUCCAUUGUCACUUGCCAUUUUCCUGUCAAAGUGGUUCGAAAGAUUUGCAAGUGUUUUCUCUGUGUAUAGACCUCGGAAAUUGCAGCCUUGAUCAUCAACCAAAUCAUUAAAAUUCAAUACCAACAAAACCAAAAUGUUUAACCUUGAUCAGAUGAUGCAUAACCUUUCCAUUGGGGUGGUUUCUCUGUUCUUGCUGUUGGUUUUGUUUUUCCUACUGCUUCUUAAAACAAAGACACACAACAAGAAACUUCCUCCAGGCCCUCCAAAGCUUCCUCUGUUGGGUCACUUGCACCUUAUUGGGUCCCUCCCCCAUCGCUCAUUGUGGAAACUUUCAAGAAAAUAUGGCCCCAUUAUGCUCCUAAAACUCGUUUCUGUUCCAACCCUCGUAAUCUCCUCUGCGGAAGCUGCCAGAGAGGUGUUACAAGUGCAUGAUCUUGCUUGUUGCAGUCGACCUCUCUUAGCCGCUAGUGCGAGAUUUUCAUACAACUUCUUAGACAUAGGUUUAUCUCCAUAUAGUGAUCAUUGGAAGGAAGUUCGGAAGAUUUGCGUUCUUGAGCUCUUCAACGCUCGGCGAGUGCAGUCGUUUCACUUAAUCAGAGAAGAAGAAGUGGCUCUGCUGUUAAAGUCAAUCGCUCAAUCUUCAUCUCUUGCAAUGCCAGUUGAUCUGAGUGAGGAAUCAUAUACUCUCACUGCAAAUAUAAUAACACGGAUAGCUUUUGGGAAGAGGUUUAGAGGGGGUGGACUAGAUAAUGGAAAUUUCCAGCGGCUUAUCCGUAGAGCAAUAGCAGCAUUAGGAAGUUUCUCCAUGACUGACUUCUUUCCUUGUGUGGGUUGGAUUAUUGAUCGACUCAGUGGCGUUAAUGGGAGGCUGGAGAAGAGCUUUGCUGAGCUGGAUGCUUUUUUCCAACAAGUAGUCGAAGGGGCUUCUCAGAAUGAACAAAAUAUUGUUGAUGUUUUAUUGGAAAUGGAGAGAGAUCACUCUGAACUCGAUGAUGCCUUAAAACUAACUACAGAUUGCAUCAAGGCAAUUAUCAUGGAUAUAUUUAUAGCGGGAGUGAACCCUGGAGCAGUCACCAUUAUUUGGGUAAUGGCAGAGCUAGUUAAGCAUCCACGGGUAAUGAAGAAGCUACAAGAUGAGAUCAGAAGCUGCAUAAAAGAAGAUCUAGUGAAGGAGAGCCACCUUGAGAAACUUCAAUAUCUAAAAAUGGUGGUGAAAGAGGUUCUAAGGUUACAUCCGCCUGCCUCACUUCUACUCCCAAGAGAAACCAUUUCUCAUUUUAAGCUCAAGGGUUACGAUAUUGAUCCCAAAACUCAUCUUCAUGUCAAUGUAUGGGCAAUCGGGCGAGAUCCAAAUUAUUGGACUCGUCCAGAAGAAUUCUUACCUGAAAGAUUUGUAGGAAAUAAUAUUGAUUACAAAGGACAGAAUUUCGAGUUAGUACCAUUUGGAGCUGGUCGAAGAAUUUGUCCUGGUAUGAACAUGGGGAUUGUUACGAUGGAGCUGGCAUUGGCUAAUCUAUUGCUAAAAUUUAAUUGGAAAUUGCCAGAUGGGAUUAAAGAAGAAGAUUUGGACAUGGAAGAAGAUGCUGGUCUAACCGUUGCAAAGAAAUCACCUCUAAAACUUAUUCCAAUUUCCUAUUGACCUUAGCUUCGCUCAUGAAUAAACUUUUGUUGCUGUACAAAUUGAAGUAUUGUAAAUUACAAAUUUAGUCAACAGAGCUUUUAUAGUUUAAAAAACAAAAACAAAAACAAAACUAUGAAUUUAUUAAGUUUUUAAACAUUAUAAAGUUUCGAUGAUGUCUCUAUUUUUCUAAAAACAAAAA